AGAGAAAAAGGAGGGAAUGGAAGAAACUAAUAGCUGUGCAAGUUACCUUGUAAGCCUCCCCCAUCACCAUUCUUGGUGCUUUUCUGAUCUAUAACUCCAUUUAAACUGCGAAAUCACGCCAUCCUUCCAUUACUGGAAGAUAGCAAUAAAAUUAUUGCCUUCUCAUGCCUUCUCUCCCUCUCCUUUAUAGGCAGGGGAGGGACCUCCGAAGGCCAAACGCAUCCACCAUCGCAGCCUCUCGAAGAAGCAUGUCGGGCCACCGCAGCAUGGAGGAAGAGAAGGGGAGGGAGGAGAGAAAAGUUGCACCGCUACUAGAAGUAAAAGAAGGUGGAGAGCCAAAAGAGGUCAUUUUGGUGGAUUUGGAACUGGCCGAGAAGGAUGGAGGGGACGGAUCGACGUCGGAGCCGCCCGUGCUCGAGCUCAACCUCAUCGGAUCAUUCGGCUCGGUGGAGGCUGACCAGCCGGCGGUGACCGUGGAGUCGUCGCCCGAGUCGGAGCCGCGCGUGUUUUCGUGCAACUACUGCCAGAGGAAGUUCUACAGCUCGCAAGCGCUCGGUGGCCACCAGAACGCGCACAAGCGGGAGCGCACCCUCGCCAAGCGCGGCGCCGCCCACCGCCACGGGGGGUUCGUCGGAGACCACGCAGCCGGCGUCGGAGGAGCCCCCUACCACUUCCCGCCUUCCAUGGCGUCGCUGCCCCUCCAUGGGUCGUACCCCGGGAGGCCCCUCGGCAUCCAGAUGCACUCCAUGGUCCACAAGCCGUACAUCGGGACGACGACGGCAUCGAUGGCGGCGGCUGGAUUGCUUUACGGGCGGCACGGGGGUUGGUCGAGGCCUCCACCGUUUGUCAACCGCCAGCCGGCGAUCGGAAGGCUGCUCGCCGAGGAAUUAUAUGGUGCAACGAGAGCCCCGGUGGCGAGGUUCGAUGAGUCGGCAGGAGCGGCAGUCGGAGGUUUCCGGUGGAAUAAUGGUGGCGGCGGCAGCGGCGGCGGGGGUGAUGCCGGUGGCGCCGUCGGCGGUGAUGCCGGUGGCGCCGGCGGCAGUCAUUUGCAUGUUAGACAAGAGGAGUUACCCAAGCUUGACUUGUCUCUCAAGCUCUAGAAUGGUUUCUCUUUGGUUUUGGUCCACUUCCUGUUACUAAGAUCGGACAUAGGACUUGGAGAGUUUAGCUUCUCUUUCCACUGGUUUUUAGUUCUUUCUAAUUGACUUCCGAUUUGUGAGUAGUUCCUGAUUCCUUACUGUUGAACUGAAUAUCUCUUUUUCUUCUUUUGAGUUGAUGUUGAAUAAUUAGUAAAGAUCAUUCUGA
Molecule: messenger RNA, 1305 nt
Organism: Phoenix dactylifera (date palm)
Lineage: Eukaryota; Viridiplantae; Streptophyta; Magnoliopsida; Arecales; Arecaceae
Biological process (GO): negative regulation of abscisic acid-activated signaling pathway
Source: RefSeq, a predicted model, not a curated record